Messenger RNA from Pseudophryne corroboree (corroboree frog), 2273 nucleotides. Its product is annotated as bromodomain-containing protein 4-like. Bases 435 to 1412 code for a protein of 325 amino acids. The transcript is spliced from 5 exons. Lineage: Eukaryota; Metazoa; Chordata; Amphibia; Anura; Myobatrachidae. The record is from RefSeq and is a predicted model, not a curated record.
GCACUCGGGGUAGCCAGCAAUGCGCGUCCGGUCAGAGCGUUCACGGCAGUGUGAGCGGAGUACAGCUCACGUGGCAUGCUCCGCAUUCAGUAAGGUCCCGUCUCUCUCCCCAUCGAGCUGCUCCCUGUCCCCUUCAGUGUACAGGAUGGCCGGCAGAGAAUCCUGGCAAGGUUUCCAGUGUGUGGUGGGGUCCAGGAAGGGAAAGCAGGCCCAGCUCUAGGAAAGCAACAGGGUCGGUAAUGGCGCCGGGCCACGCCACUGGGAGACAGGUGAGUUCAUGUGCUGUUUCUCCAGACUACCAGAUAGUCAUCAUAUCAUCUGAUGACAGUCGGAUUCAUACUGUAUGUAGGAACCAAACAGUGGUUUGUUGAAGCAUAAACUGGCAGGUCACAUUGUUGAAAAAAAGCAGUACUGGUUGGCCUACAGUCACUCCCAUGACAUCUGAUGAUGAUGAUGACGCUGCGGAAGCAGGUCCAUCAAAAGAAGUCUUGAACAGCAGAAGGCGGACUCCUGUAGCACACCAAACAAUAAUACAUGUGGCAACAAAGAAAGCAAGGUUUGAUGUCCAAUCACAACCACAGCAGUCUACCCCGCCACGAAGAUUGUCUACAGUUUCUUCGAUCCCACCACUCCAAAUUUUGGUCACACCUCCAAGACUCCAACCACACUCCCCUCAUCUUGAUUAUUCUAGUACUGGUACCAGCAUCCCGACACAACAGCAGCAACACAGUGACAUGGGUGAGACAAUCAUGUUACAAAUGCAGCCAUUAAUCAAAGGAAUCAGCCACCCAGCACCUGUAUGUACACCACCACAGCAAAGCACUCCACCACCACAACACAGCCCAACAACACCAGUAGCACAAGGCCCUGAUCAAGUGUUUUGGGACAGUUGGGCUACACAGCAGGCCACUAAUCAAGAAUGCCUGCAUAGGCAGACCCAAAUUUUUGCUAACCUACCAUCUCACCUCAGAAGAAUCAGCAGAAAUAUCAGUCGCCAAAAUGAACCAACCACCAGAAUUGCCAAUACCAUGGAAAUCAUGCGUGCAGACAUUACACAUGUCAUGGGCAACUUACAAUGCAUAAUGGAAGAACAGCACAGACAACAGCAAAGCUACAUCAACAUCUUAGAAAACAAUCAAAAGAUCAAUGAAUCUAUCACCAGAAUUUUAGAAAAUCAAAAUGCUGCAACACGUGAACUCAAUGCCACCCUCACUAGCCUCAAUGAAACAUUCAGAUCCCAGCACCAACAGCAACCAAGCAGCAGUUCUGGUACGACUACUGCUAUUCUAUCGCCAGUGUCCUCACCACCAAGGCUCUCCACCAAAGCACGCCAACAUGACAGUGGUAAAGGCAAAGGCCAGUCCAAGCAGCCAACCCAAAAAAAAAAUAUAGAGAUACCGAUUUCUGUAUAGAGAAGAAAAUAAACACAGUUAGUAAGUGUAGGUUUGUCACAAUAUAUAUAACACUUAGCACCUUGUCAAUUUGUUGAACAUCAUUAAUUAUAAGUGUUACAAACAACAACAGGAUUUUUUGCAACACAUUUAUUCUUUAACAUCUUUGUGUUUUUUUGGAGGAGGAAAAAGUUAUUUGAUCUGCACAUUGAUCUUAGCAUGCAGUGACAAUACCACUUGAUUUUUUUGUAAUCAUUACUCUUUCUAGAUUCCAAUCAUUCUCAGAUUCUGCAGACAGACUAAUUGGCAGCCAUGCAGAAUGUCUUUAGCAUGCACAAACCAUACCACUUGAUUUUUUUCUAAUCAUUACUCUUUCUAGAUUCCAAUCAUUCUCAGAUUCUGCAGACAGACUAAUUGGCAGCCAUGCAGAAUGUCUUUAGCAUGCAGAAACCAGACCACUUGAUUUUUUUCUAAUCAUUACUCUUUCUAGAUUCCAAUCAUUCUCAGAUUCUGCAGACAGACUAAUUGGCAGCCAUGCAGAUUCAUCCAUGACCAAUACAACUUACAAUGUGAAUUUUAACUCUUUUACAUUUCUUCUCUAGACGACAUUACAAGAAUAACACAAUUGAGUUGGCUAAAAAGGUCCUAAUAUGUUGUGAAACAAUUUAGAUAAUUCAGUCCCAAAGUGUAUUACAUUAUUGUUGUGCCAUGUUUGCGUGUGUUAAAAAUGAGUAAUCAGAUUCUUACACAUGAUGCAGAAACAAAGAAAUUGUAAAUAUUUUAAUGUGCAAAAAUAAUGUGUCUAAUAAUGGAUAUAUGUUGAAAACUGUGUAUUGACUUACAAAUCAGCAAGUUUACUCCAGCAAACAUAACGAAAUAAAU